Molecule: messenger RNA, 766 nt
Organism: Drosophila montana
Lineage: Eukaryota; Metazoa; Arthropoda; Insecta; Diptera; Drosophilidae
Gene: amrt
Product: amaretto
Exons: 1
Coding region: 40-696 (218 amino acids)
Source: RefSeq, a predicted model, not a curated record
UCUAGUGUUGGUGCAUUUUACGAGGUUGUAAAAACAGCAAUGCAACAAAAACGAAUUUUCUUAAGCGUUGUCAUCUUGUUUCUAACCAUAAAUCCAGUCACUUAUGCCAUACAGGCUCGCAGUGACAAGGAGCAACCGCAAACGGUUGUCUCCGGCACGGCUGUGCAGUCGGUUGUACCCGUGCAGGCACAGUCGCCAGUUGGCUCCAGUUCACAAGCAGCUUCUGCGUCCAGCUCGACGUUCAAUCCUUUGGGACCGAAUGUAAUGUGCUCGUUCUUGCCGCGCGACUUUCUGGAAUGCAAGGAACCAAUCGAUCAUCGAAAUAACGAAACGGCUAGAAAGGAAAAGGGCUAUGGCUGUCUUCAUUUCGGUGGCUCCUUCUACGAGGAUGUCGAGCACACAAAAGUCCAGUGUACAGUCUACACGGAUAUCGACUGUUACGGGGCACGCACAUUCUUCCGGGACGGUGUGCCGUGUGUACGUUAUACGGAUCAUUAUUUUGUGACCACGUUGAUCUACAGCAUGUUGCUGGGUUUCUUGGGCAUGGAUCGCUUUUGCCUGGGACAAACCGGCACCGCAGUGGGUAAACUUUUGACAAUGGGCGGCGUCGGUGUCUGGUGGAUCAUAGAUGUGAUAUUGCUUAUAACGAAUAACUUGUUGCCCGAGGACGGUAGCAAUUGGAAUCCGUAUGUUUAAACUAAAGAAUAAGCCCUUGUGAUAAUAUUAGUAGUACAAGAUUUGUAAAUAAAAUUAAAUAUUAAGACAA